Molecule: messenger RNA, 1215 nt
Organism: Scheffersomyces stipitis CBS 6054
Lineage: Eukaryota; Fungi; Ascomycota; Pichiomycetes; Serinales; Debaryomycetaceae
Gene: OYE2.2
Product: alkene reductase
Exons: 1
Coding region: 1-1215 (404 amino acids)
Molecular function (GO): FMN binding; NADPH dehydrogenase activity
Source: RefSeq, a predicted model, not a curated record
AUGACUGCUACCUCUUUGAAGUCCACCAACCUUUUUAAGCCAAUUAAGGUCGGCUCUGUCACCUUGCAAAACAGAGUCACCCAUUUGCCUACUACAAGAACCAGAGCCUUUGGUGAUCACACUGCCACGGACUUGCAACUUAUUUACUACGAAGACAGAUCUUCAUCGCCUGGCACUCUUUUGGUCACGGAAGCCACACUUAUCUCUAUGAACCAAGGUCUUUAUCCCAAUGUUCCAGGAAUUUGGAACAAGGACCAAGUCAAGUCGUGGAAGAAGAUCACCGAUGCUGUCCACAAGAAGAGAGGUUUCAUUUCUGUACAGUUGUGGGCUGUUGGUCGUGUUGGUUUUCCUGAUUUAUUGAAGGCUGAAGGUUUACCAUUGACUUCUCCUUCUGCCUUGUAUGAAUCAGAAAAGUCUAAGGAAGCGGCUGAAGCUGUUGAAAACCCUGUCAGGAUGUUGACCGAGGACGAGAUCAAGGAUAUUAUCUACAACCAGUAUACCAACGCUGCUAAAAAUGCCAUUGAAGCCGGAUUUGAUUUCCUCGAAAUCCACGCUGCCAACGGUUUCUUAGUGGAACAGUUCAUUAACCCAAGUUCCAACACAAGAACCGACAAGUACGGAGGCUCCAUUGAAAAUAGAGCCAGAUUUGCCUUGGAAUUGGUUGACCACUUGAUCUCUGUGGUUGGUGCUGACAAGUUGGCUAUUAGGAUUUCUCCUUUCAACAAUUUCAAAGGUAUGUUGGCUGAGAACGAAGUAAUUCACCCUAUUGCUACCUUUGGUUAUAUUGUUUCUGAAUUACAGAGAAGAGCCGAUAAAGGUAAUGAGUUGGCCUAUAUCAGCGUUGUCGAUGGUCGUUACAACUCAGAUGGAACCGAAGCUGUCCUUAACACUAAAUUCAUUGACCAGAUCUGGAAGGGUGUCAUUUUGAGAGGGGCAAAGUAUACUCAUGACUACAAAAAGAACUGGGAGACUGUCGCUAGGGAUGUAGACCAUGACAAUCGUACCUUGAUUGGUUUCGGAAGAAACUUUAUUGCUAACCCUGACUUGGUUUCCAGAUUGGAAAAUGGCCUUGAAUUGAAUGCUUAUGACAGAGCGACCUUCUAUAAGAAUUACAAUAACGGUUAUAACACUUACCAAUUCUUUGGAUCCUCUGAAGAGGUGGAUGCAGAAGCUGAAGCCAAAGUUCUACCUAAGUCGUUAGUCCAAGAUUCUUAA